AUGGAGCUAUGCAUGUCCAUUUUCGGACCCAUUGUUGCCACACUUUUCCUCUUCUACUACUUAAGGCCAAAAAUCGGCACACACAAAUCCCCGCCGGAAGCUGGCGGAGCCCGGCCCUUUACCGGCCAUCUCCACCUUAUGUCCUCCGGCUCCGAGCUCCCCCACAUCACGCUGGGCGCCCUUGCCGACAAGUAUGGCCCGGCCUUCACAAUCCGUCUGGGCGUGCGGCGGGCCCUGUUGAUCAGCAGCGGGGAGCUCGCCAAACACGUAUUCACCGCCUGCGAUUCGGCCGUAUCCUCCCGCCCGGUCCUGCGGGCUGCCUUCCACCUCAGCCGCGGCUUCGCCAACAUGGGAUUCGCCCCCUAUGGCCUGCACUGGAGCCGGAUGCGCAAGCUGCUCUCUACUGAGCUCCUCUCGGCACGGCAGGUGAAGAUGCAGCGAGAUGUGCGCUCAUCCGAGACGGGCUUGUCGGUUAACGAGCUGUGGCGCAGGUGGGAAGAGAGGAAGGAUGGGUCAGCUGGGUGGGUUUUGGUUGACAUGAAGAAGUGGCUGUGGGAGCUGAACAUGAACGUGGUGCUGAGGCUGGUGGUUGGCAAGAGGGUGGGCAUUAACGGAGAUGGGGAGGAGAUGAGGCGGUGCUGGCAGAUGAUGAGGAGGUUUUUUGAGCUGUCAGGGAAGUUUGUGGUGGCGGACGCUUUGCCUUAUCUGGGGUGGCUGGAUAUUGGGGGGCACGAGAAAAUGAUGAAGGAAAACGCGAGGGAGAUGGAGAGUCUGGUCGGCGGAUGGCUGGCGGAGCAUCGGGAGAAGGGAUAUGAUGAUGAGAAGCCGCAAGAUUUUAUGGAUAUGAUGGUAUCGGUUAUGAGAGGCGGUGAGUUUCGUACUGAGUAUGAUGACGACACCAUCAUCAAGUCCACUUGUGAGGCUUUGAUCAUAGGUGGGACGGACUCGAACACAGUCAUGUUAAUAUGGGCCCUUUCCCUCCUACUCAACAAUCGCCAGGCCCUCAAGAAAGCUCAAGAAGAGCUGGAUACACACGUGGGCAAGAAAAGGCGUGUGGAGGAAUCAGACAUUGCCAAUCUAGUCUAUCUCCAAGCCAUCACAAAAGAGACUCUUCGGUUAUACCCGGCAGGUCCCCUGCUUGGCACACGCCAGUUUGCCGAGGACUGCAUUGUCGGCGGCUACCACAUUCCCAAGGGGACGUGGCUGAUGGUGAACGCGUGGAAAAUUCACCGGGACCCGCACGUUUGGGGACCCGACGCACUGGAGUUCAAGCCCGAGCGAUUUCUUGGCGAGCACUGCAACUUGGAUAUGAAAGGUCAUGAUUUUAAUUUAAUCCCGUUCAGUGCCGGCCGGAGGAUCUGUCCGGGGGCAAACUUUGGCUUGCAGAUGGUACAUUUGGUGCUGGCUAACUUGUUGCACGGGUUUGAGCUGUCGACCGUGUCGGGUGAGAAGGUGGAUAUGACGGGAAGUCUUGGAGUGGUCAAUAUGAAAGCCACGCCACUUGAUCUUCUUGUUGCUCCUAGACUGUCACCAAGUCUUUAUAAUUAA
Messenger RNA from Striga hermonthica, 1548 nucleotides. Lineage: Eukaryota; Viridiplantae; Streptophyta; Magnoliopsida; Lamiales; Orobanchaceae. The record is from the annotation of a GenBank genome assembly.